Messenger RNA from Argiope bruennichi, 3530 nucleotides. RefSeq names its product speckle-type POZ protein B-like. Bases 1812 to 3323 code for a protein of 503 amino acids. The record is from RefSeq and is a predicted model, not a curated record. Lineage: Eukaryota; Metazoa; Arthropoda; Arachnida; Araneae; Araneidae. Gene Ontology annotation, cellular component: nucleus; cytoplasm. The transcript is spliced from 2 exons. Gene Ontology annotation, molecular function: ubiquitin protein ligase binding. Gene Ontology annotation, biological process: regulation of proteolysis; proteasome-mediated ubiquitin-dependent protein catabolic process.
UUUAGUUUAUCUUUACAACUUAUCCAUCCAUCACAGCAUUCAGUUUGACUACCAUUGUACCAUGGAACGAAAAAUCGUUGACGUCAUUAAGAAGGAGUAAAGGAUUGCCAUAAGAGUGAAGAAUCACAAAAUUGGCGAGCUUGGAAACAUAACGACGCCAAACUUUUUAUCUUAAUUAAUAAUAUCUAAAUAUUUUACUUCAUAAAUUAUAAUUGUAGCUUGUUUAAUUCUCUUAUCUUUUAAACUGUAGUAUUUGAAUAUUCUUCUGCUAAUAGCUGCGCAAAAAUGAUAAUAAGAUGAUUACAAGAUUAUCAGAUAGGCAGCUGCGUAGGGACAUCGUAGCGUUUUAGGCUUUGCGAUUUUUUAAAAAUAUAUUUUCAGGGUACUGUAAUUUUAUGUCGUCAUUUGAUUUACAAUGACUAUUUAAUGAAACUUAGUUAGAUUAAUAUCAAAUAUUGCUUAAAUUUCAGAAUAUUAUUAUUAUUAUUAUUAUUUAACAUUUGGUUGGCUAAUUAACAAGUCAACGAUUCUGGUAGGCUUUGAAUUUUCGUACCUAAAAAGAUUUUUUUUUUAUUGUUUUGUUUAAAAUUACUUGCUUCAAAAUUUAUUUAUUUAUUUAUUCUGCAAGAUACUGAUACCAAUUCUUUGUCUUUGACCUGCAAAUUCAAAAGUUGUGCUAUUUCACAUCUUCAUAAAAUUUAUUACUCAUCAUUUAUUUGUAUUGAGAGACACAAUUAAAAUCAAUAAAAAUAUCUAGUUUUUAAAGUGAUGGCGCGGACAGAGGAAAGAUGUAAAAUCUGCACUUCCUAAAGCACCGACAACGCUUGAUCGACACCCUCCCCUAGAUGAACAAGAAAAAUGGAUAUUUUCAGAAAGAAAAAAGUUAUUUGCCGCCUAUUAAAUGAUGCAUAAUUUCAUUUAAGAUAAUAAAAAAGAUAUUCAUGUUAAAUUUAAAAAAUGAAAAUAAUCAUGGCAUAUUUAAUAAUAGAGAUAUCUUUAUUGCAAUAAUCAAUUUUGGCUGUCAAUUAUUGAAAUAUUUCAUCUGUUUCCUGUUUGCUAAUAUUCGGCAUAAAAGUUUGUUAAAUGUAUUUAAUCAAUUAAAAUAAUUUUAUUGAUUAAUGUAUGUAAUGCAUAGUAUUGAUUAAUGUGCGUAAUAAUGUAUUUAAUCAGUUAAAAUAAUCUUUGUACUUGAAAAACAGCCACUGAUUAUAAGAAUCAGACCGAUAGAAAAUAAUUUUCUUUUCAACUUACUUUAUCUUAUCUUGUUAUAUACUUUAUCUUCUUAUCACUUUCUCUCAUAUUUCGAGAGUGAUAUUGUAGCACUUCUAUAAUUUCUAUUUCUCAAGCUAAUAUUUUUCAAUAAAUAAUGUAAAAACUCGGGUUUAAAUGCAGCUCUGGGUUUAAAAAUAUAUAUAUAUCGUAAAGAAUUUGCCUUAGUGUUUUUGAGAGCGAAACGCUAUGCAACAGUUUUGGCGACCCCUUUGGCGCCUUUUAUUUAAAUACUGGACAUAUCCAACAGAACAACCCUAAAACUACGUAGUAACUCCAGCCACAGAUUAUUUCGUCCAGUAUAACCACUCCCAUACGCAAAGAUAACCUGCUUUAGUCUGCAGCGUGUACUCUAGUUAAACAUUAUCAGAAGCUUAUUAUAUAAGAAAUCGAUAAGGCAUACCAAGAUCAUUUAAAUAAACUCAUCCGUUGACCAAAGAAUUGAAUUUUUUUCGCAAAUUAUCUUGUGUAAGCUAUUCUAUGUACAAUAAUUAACUUCUUGUACAAAAUAAAGUUGAAUUAUUGGUGGAAUUAUUUUUAUUAUGGCCACCGAAGUUGACACCAAAAGAGAAGAAUUUAUUUUAGAAUGGAAAAUCAAGAAUUUCAAUUAUUGCUGGCAAAAAAAAGGAGAUUACCUUAAGAGUCCAUCAUUUGUUUCGGACGCAUUAGAGGGAACCAAGUGGAACCUGGUUCUGUUUCCGAGAGGACGUACAGAUGGAAACUACAUCUCUUUAAAUCUUAGAAGAGAUCUAAACUGCAACGGUCCGAACACUAGGAUAAGUAUUGAAAUCGAGCUAUCAUCCGUUUCUUGGGUAACUUUUAAGUCAGAUCACACAAUGAGAAGUUCUGCAACCUUCUCAAAAGGUUCCGGUUUUGGAUUUCCACGCUUUCAGAAGCGAAAAGAUAUCUUCAUGCUUAACAAAGAUAUUUUUCUUCCUGAAGAUACACUGAUAAUUUGUUGCAAAAUGUGGAGAAGUGAUAGCAAAUCACCGAUGAUUGAAAGAUACUCAGCAACAACUCAUAUUACAGUGGGACGCAUGAAGUUCCUCUGGACGAUCGAAAAAUUCAGUGACCUUCAACCUGAUGAAGGUAAUACAUUUUGUGUCACAUCUGCAUCGGAUGAAAAAAUUAUCAUGUUUUAUGUCUUGACAGUGACUGGUGGACAAAUUUUUGAUGAAACACUUCAGAUCAAAUUAACUUCUCCUCUCCCUAGUAUAUUCUUUACUACUAGUUUCUUUGUUUUAAAUACUUCUGGAGGAAAAGAAGAAUGUGGCCGAUGUGAAUUUUGGUUCGAUUAUUCAUACAAAGAUCGCUACAUGACACUGCUCUUCACAAAGGAGGCACUUCUGGCGAAGAAAAGUCAUUACUUGCCGAAUGAUGUUUUGACACUUCAGUGCGAAUGCGCCUAUUCUACAGAAAACUCUUCUGAAGAGAUCGAAAAGAUUUACCCUGGAUGUGUCGACGUAAUAACACCAACCCUCACGUCCAGCUUGUAUUCUGGGGACAACUGUUCUGAAUCAUUCGCAGCUUUGAAAGAAAAUCUACAACAUCUAUAUAAUGAUGGCUUUCUCAGUGAUGUAAACUUACAUACAAAUUCCGGAACAUUCCCCGCCCACAAGAUCAUUCUAAGUGCUCGCUCUCCGGUAUUUAAAGCCAUGUUUACGAACAACAUGAAAGAGAAGUCGAGUAAAAUUGUUGAUAUUAAAGACUUGGAUGAUGACACAGUGCAUCGAAUGCUUCUCUACAUCUACACCGCAAAAGUAGAAGAUCUAUGUUGGGAAAGUGCUUUUCAGCUGUAUAUGGCAGCUGAUAAGUACGAGAUCCUCUCGCUUAAGACGAAAUGUUCAGCCCAUUUAGCAACUAAUCUUACGCCAAAUAACGCUUGUGAUGUGUUAAUACUAUCUGAUUUGCAUCAAGAUGAAAAACUGAAAUCAGCGGUUCAAAAUUAUAUCUUGAAGAACGACAAAGUCAUCAUCAAUUCAGAAAAAUGGGAACUCCUGAUGAAAACGAAUUCAAAAUUAGCAGCCAAUACACUAUGUCUUAAGUACAAAUAAGAGGUUCUUUUCUUCUCAUUAUUCUACUUCUUCAGUUGACAAAGAAGACUUCUUUUGCAUUCGCAUCUUGUGAAUCACAUCUCAACCUCUACGCUUUAUAAUGCAUUGUUUAAGUGUGCAAUCACAGUUAACCUCUUUUUUAACUGUUAAACAUUGUUCCAUAAUGGUAAUGAAUUUAGAAAUAGCAUAAAAAUAAAAAUUAUAUGA